Molecule: messenger RNA, 3899 nt
Organism: Nyctereutes procyonoides (raccoon dog)
Lineage: Eukaryota; Metazoa; Chordata; Mammalia; Carnivora; Canidae
Gene: ACP7
Product: acid phosphatase 7, tartrate resistant (putative)
Exons: 13
Coding region: 262-1569 (435 amino acids)
Molecular function (GO): acid phosphatase activity; metal ion binding
Source: RefSeq, a predicted model, not a curated record
CUGGAUGCCUCGGUGCCUGCGAACUCAUAAAUACCGCCGCCGCCCUGGUGGCGGGAGACGCGCGUGCGGGCGGCCGGCGGGCGCCCCGAGGCAUCCGGAUAACCAUCCCCUUGAAGACCUCACCAUCCUGCCUGCCUCCCCCGACAUUGCCUGAUCUCCCACCCUGCGUCUUCCCAGCCCCUUGGUGCUGUUCCUGACGGAAUCUGAUCUACUGCGGACCCCUCCCCUUCUCCGUCUGCCCUCCCCCACUGUCCCCUCACCAUGCGCCCCCUCUGUCCCUGCCGGUCCUGCUGCUGUCUGCUCCUGUUUCUCUCCCUGGGAGUCCAGGGGGCCCCAGAGGCGGCCCCUGAGCAAGUCCACCUGUCCUACCCAGGUGAGCCUGGCUCCAUGACUGUCACCUGGACCACGUGGGUCCCCACGCGCUCCGAAGUGCAGUUCGGACUGCAGUUGACAGGCCCCCUGCCGCUCCGGGCUCAGGGCACCUUCAGCCCCUUCGUGGAUGGGGGCGUCCUGCGGAGGAAGUUCUACAUCCAUCGAGUCACGCUGCGGGGGCUGCUGCCCGGGGUCCAGUACGUUUACCGCUGUGGCAGUUCUCAGGGCUGGAGCCGUCGGUUCCGCUUUAGAGCCCUGAAGAACGGUCCCCACUGGAGCCCCCGUCUGGCUGUGUUUGGGGACCUGGGGGCCGACAACCCGAAGGCCUUACCCCGGCUGCGCAGGGACACCCAGCAGGGCAUGUACGAUGCUGUUCUCCAUGUGGGAGACUUUGCCUAUAACAUGGAUCAGGACAACGCUCGUGUUGGGGACAAGUUCAUGCGGCUCAUCGAACCUGUGGCCGCCAGCCUGCCAUACAUGACGUGCCCUGGGAAUCACGAAGAACGCUACAAUUUCUCUAACUACAAGGCCCGCUUCACCAUGCCAGGGAACACUGAAGGCCUGUGGUACAGCUGGGAUCUGGGCCCUGCGCACAUCAUCUCCUUCUCCACCGAGGUAUACUUCUUCCUCCACUACGGCCGCCACCUGGUAGAGAGACAGUUCCACUGGCUGGAGAGCGACCUCCAGAAAGCCAAUAAGAACCGGGCAGCGCGGCCGUGGAUCAUUACCAUGGGCCACCGGCCCAUGUACUGUUCCAAUGCUGACCUGGAUGACUGUACGUGGCAUGAAAGCAAGGUUCGCAAAGGCCUCCGUGGCAAGUUCUACGGCUUGGAGGAUCUUUUCUACAAAUACGGGGUCGACCUGCAGCUGUGGGCUCAUGAGCACUCAUACGAACGGCUGUGGCCCAUUUACAACUACCAGGUAUUUAACGGCAGCCGAGAGACGCCCUACACCAACCCUCGAGGCCCUGUCCACAUCAUCACCGGGUCUGCUGGCUGUGAGGAGCGGCUCACCCCCUUCUCCCUCUUCCCGCGGCCCUGGAGCGCCGUGCGGGUGAAAGAGUACGGGUACACGCGGCUACACAUCCUCAACGGGACCCACGUCCACAUCCAGCAGGUGUCGGAUGACCAGGAUGGGAAGAUUGUGGACGAUGUCUGGGUGGUGAGACCCCUGCUUGGCCGGAUGAUGUACCUCUAGGUACAGGGGCAGCUCUCAUCAGGAACCCCGGGCCUCGCUGCUUUGGCUGGACACUGCCCAGGCCCAGGUGGAGAGUCAGGGAAGGCCUUGACUCCCAGCCCUCCUGAGGGCCCAUGUGGGGUGGCUGCAGCCCGGAGGCAGCCGGGGCGGCUCUCCCCUCCUGGAGAGGUGGGGGUACCCCCUGGCUGUGAUGGGAGGGCAGGUAUGCAGGCACAGAGCAAAGCAGGGCAGGUGUGGGGCGGCACAGCCCUGCUCUCCUGCAUAGCACUGGCAGGGCGGGGCGCCCACGGGGCCUCGGGAAUAAAGAGGCUUAGAGCUGUGCCUCCGUGGACUCUGCACUUCUGGGGGUGGCCCCCGGGCCGUCUCCUCUCCUGCCUGCAGGGGCGAAGGGCAUCUCCUGCCCUAAGUCAGCAAGUGGGCACGGCUGUCAUGACCCCAGUCUCCGGCAGGUGGCGUCGGGGGCCUUUCUCCUCCUAGACCCGCAGUCCGUGCUCCUGCCGCCCAAGGAGUGCUCACAGUGUCGCCCUGUGCCUCAGUUUCCCAGCCCAGCACCAAUUUAUCCUGGAGGGGAGAAAUGUUAACACUCCUGCCUCCAAGCUGGGGGUGCCUGCCAGGCUUAGGAUCUCACAGACCUGCUGUUUCCCUCUCCCUUUCCCUUCCUUUUCUCCCCCCUCUCUUGACCCCCUCCCUUGCAUGGGUUCAACCACUAUUUAUUGGGCAUCUACCACGUGCCAGGCCCUGGUCUCAGUCCUGGGAGACAGCUAUGAACAAGCCAGAGAUCUCUGCCUUCGCAGAGCUGAUAUUCUAACCAGGGGGUCAGAUCGCCAGCACAAUAAAAAAGAAAAAUAUAUAAAGCAGGGUAAAUAUUGGUAAGCACUCUGAAAAAGCAAGGAAGGAAGGGGCAUGAGGGGGGACGGUUGCAGUUUUUGCAAGGAUAACCAGGGAGGCCUCACUGGGAGGAUGAUGUUUGAUCUGAAGGAGUCUGAGGGAGAAGCGAUAGGGGCAGAGUGUGUUCCAGGCAGGGAGCAGCUGGUGCAAAGGCCCUGAGACAGAAACACGCCCGCCCUGCCAGGGUGAUAGUGUGGAGGCCUGUGAAGCCCGGGCCAAGUGAGUGCGGGAGAUGGGGACAGGGAGGUGAGUGGGAAAGAUCAUGUGGGGCCUUACAGGGCCCAGGGGGACUUUGUCCUUUAUCCACAGAAGGGCUCCGAGCUGGCACAUCUGAGUGCAGGAGUCCUAGGCCGAGCUGGACGCGGGCCCCAGGGCUGAGGGCUUCCCCGGGCAGCGGGUGGGCUCCCAGUUCUGCAAGCCGACCUCACAUUAUUGCUGCAUGAGCUGCACAGGCUCAGCUUCCUCACAUGGACAACCCCCGCCACCCCUCACUGUGCCCAAGACACGCCAGCUUCCUGCGGUUUCUUGAAUUGCACAGAGCUCUUUCUCACCCUGGGCAUGCCCUCUCCCUGGCUCAUCCUGGGCUGGCAUCUUCUCAGCCCGAGGCCUCAGCCUCCCCUGACAGCCCCAGCGAAGAGAGCUGCGAUCACCUGCUUUACUUCAUUUCUGGCUCUCAGCUGCCUGGAAUCCUCUUACUGAUUUAGGCUUGUUCUGGGUCAGUCUGGCCCCCUGGGGCCUAGAGUCUGUGGGGGUGGAGACCAGGGCCAUCUUGUUCAUUUGUGGGUCUAUCACCUCCCCCACCCACCCCUCCCAGAUCCUCUUCUCAGGCUGAGUGGUGCCCACCCGGGGCCAGCAGUGUCUGGGGAGCAGGGGGUGUCUGUCUCCCCCACUGGCUGUCAGUCCCCAGAGAGUGGGGCCCAGAGCUCACCCCAGCACAGCCCAGCGCAAGAGAGGUGCUUCAUAAACAUUAAUGGUGCCACAUGCCAGGCUCUGGCCGGACACUGCCAGGGACACGCCGGGGACAGUGAUGAAUCGGCCCCAGCCAGGCCCUGUAGGAGUUCAUGGGCGAGCAGAGAAACGCGGUUACCCAACUCGGGUGACACGCAAUGAGGGAACGCCACGGAGGGAUGCGCCCAGCCUGCGAGGUCGCCAGCUGCAGAGUCACGCAUUGCACGCUGCAGCCAAAGCCUGAGCUGGCGCCCGUGUGGGCCUGGCCGCGUCCAUCCCAGGCCAGAGGGGUUGGUGGGGGGAGGAGGCUGUGACCAUGAGAGCAAAGGCCUGACACUGGGGCUAGACAGAAACUGGGUUUGGAUCUCGGCUCUGCGACUUCCCGUGGGAUGUGGAGUCACCAGCCCGCUCUGAAUGUCAGUUUCAUCAUCUGUCACAAAAGAAUGAUCGUACUUUAUGGGAUCACCUUGGCAUUAAAUGAGCCCGAAAGCCUU